AUGCAUAUUAUCGUUCACAUAAUUUUCACUGUCCUGUUUCUUGGAGUGGUUCUUCAUGGUCAAGGUGCUGGUGGUGGACGUCAUGGUCAUGGUGGAAGUGACAAUUAUGAAGAUAGAAAUUCUGACCAUGCAAGGCACGGUGGAAGUGUCGAUUAUGGAAAUCGUGGCGGAAAGUAUGGUGGUGGUAAUAGAUAUGGCUACAUAACUACUGAUGUUCAUAUAUUUGUUACAGGUGGUCAUUAUAAUAGAGGUCGACAAAGGCCGCACGCAACUACUGAUCAUCAUUCAUCACUGGGCAAUAUGUUGUACUUCAUACUGUUCUUAGUAACUGUCGUCAUCAUUGGCUGCUGUAUUGGUGGCUGUUGUCUAAUUUAUAGAUUUAAAACUAGAUCUGGGUCAAAUACGACAUUUACCAACGUCCCGACCAAUGAACCACCUUCCGAACAACAAACUACGAAAUUCACCAGCAUACCUAUUGACAAGACAGCAUUGAAUAAUAUGAACAUAUUCUCAUCAGGAAUUUGGUCGGGUCGAUACUUUCAAUAUGGUAGAUGGCAUGAUCCACAACAGUUGUCGCUGUCAUUUGAUCCUAAUUCAUUCACAAUAAAUGGACACGGAUCGGACGAUGUUGGCGCAUAUACUGUUACCGGCAGAUACUCGACGACAACCAAUGAAAUAGAGCUCGAAAAAACAUAUCAACAAGGAACAGGUGAUGAACGGGAAAAUUUCGGGCAUUUAGUUACUAUUGAAGUUACAUGGAACCCUGAGAAGCAACUAUUUGAUGGCAACUGGUAUGUAGAUAAGAGUUCAUUUCGUGAUGAAGACUUAUUUGAACUCAAGUUCGAGAAAUCGGUGUAG
Messenger RNA from Rotaria sp. Silwood2, 858 nucleotides. The record is from the annotation of a GenBank genome assembly. Lineage: Eukaryota; Metazoa; Rotifera; Eurotatoria; Philodinida; Philodinidae.